Messenger RNA from Hippoglossus stenolepis (Pacific halibut), 1385 nucleotides. RefSeq names its product 6-pyruvoyltetrahydropterin synthase (gene pts). The record is from RefSeq and is a predicted model, not a curated record. Lineage: Eukaryota; Metazoa; Chordata; Actinopteri; Pleuronectiformes; Pleuronectidae. The transcript is spliced from 6 exons. The coding region runs from base 114 to 560 and encodes 148 amino acids. Gene Ontology annotation, biological process: tetrahydrobiopterin biosynthetic process. Gene Ontology annotation, cellular component: mitochondrion. Gene Ontology annotation, molecular function: 6-pyruvoyltetrahydropterin synthase activity.
CACGCGCUGAUGUGAGUCACGGGGGGCUGGAUUGUCUUUAUUUGCUCCCAGUCUCGGCCCCUUCGUCCUCCUCCUCCUCCUCCUCCUCCUCUUCCUCGCUCCUGCUGCUGACCAUGGCCGGAUCCGUCACCAGCGGCAGCUCCGCGGAGCGUGUGGGAUACAUCACCCGCAUCCAGAGCUUCAGCGCCUGCCACCGCCUCCACAGCAUCCACCUGAGUGACGAAGAGAAUAAAAAAGUCUAUGGAAAGUGCAACAACCCUCAUGGUCAUGGACACAACUACAAAGUGGAGGUUACGGUGCGGGGAAAGAUUGAUCGUGUCACCGGCAUGGUCAUGAACCUGACUGACUUAAAGAGAUGCAUUGAGGACGUCAUCAUGACUCCACUGGACCAUAAAAACCUGGACAAGGACGUUCCUUACUUUGCCAGCGUUGUCAGCACCACUGAGAACCUGGCUGUUUACAUUUGGGACAACAUGGUGAAGGCUCUGCUGCCCAACCUGCUCUACGAGAUCAAGAUCCACGAGACAGAUAAGAACAUUGUCGUGUAUCGAGGAGAAUAGACGUCUGAGUGGAGACGUAAUGUGACGAUUGCGUACAAGUCCCAUUGAUGACUGCUUGUUGAACAGAUUCCGGUUUGUAAGGCUGAUUCAGGUUUAUUCUGAUGAGUGGUGGAUUGUAGAGAUAAUCUUGCACUUUACACACACUGUAGCAAAUCCAAGUGUUUUUGUUGAAUUUGUAUUCUUGUUAAGUGGAUUCUCAACCUGUCCGGCUCAUGACCCCGUACAAUACAGCAGUGCCCCCGAAACACAAAGUGCAUUUGUCUACUGGUUGUGACCAAAGAUCAUUUAAUUGCUUGCUUAUUUUAUUUGAACCCUUUUAAAAAGCCCAAAGAAGCUAAAGUAAAUUUCCUCUCUGCCUCCCUAUCCUGUUAAUCAUUGUAAACAACUCAUUAAUAUAGUGAGCCACAUUAUGGAGACCCCUGAUUCAGUCCUUUACUUCACUGAAUGUCAAACUAACUAAUAAUUUAUUCGUACUGUAUCUGAGCAGGUUAUUAAAAAAAAUGUCAUGCAUCGGAUUUUUAAUAAAUGCAUUUCCAAUAUGAACAACUACACUUUUUUAACAGUAAUUUUAUAAGUGGAGUUUUUAAGCUGUUCAGAAAUGAACAGGCACCCCUCUACAAAAUGUCAUGGAAAUCAGUUCAGUAGCUUUUGCCCAAUUCUGCUGACUAACCAUAGUGAAGUCACACUGACAUUUAGCCACACACUGACAUCUAGUGGAACAAAACUGUACAUGACUCAGGUUAUUGCAUUGAGCCCGGCUGUGAAGCAGUGAUGACCAGUGCUGAAAUGGUUUCUUAUAAUAAAAAUAAAAUAAAUUAAAGAUCA